GCCCCCUUCAUGCGCGCUGCUCCCCGCGGCCGCUGCCGCCUGUAACCUGCGCCGCCAGGAUGUGGCUGGGGGCUGACGUCGGGUCCAGAUGUGGCCCCGGCCCCGCCCACCCCCGGGGCCGGUCCGCCCACACCGAGCCGCGGCGCGCACGGAGGCUGUCCCGCCUGCCACAAUGCACGGUGGAACUGCGACCGCAACUUGCAGGGGUCGUGCCUAACGUUGCCGCCGCUCGACGUCCCUAAGACAGGCCGGCUCUGACGCCGCACGCGGACCCUCCUCACUGGAGCCCCCCAUGCGCUCACCCUCCAGUGCCCGGCCAGGCGGACGCGGAGCCGCGCGGGUGACGGCAGAAGCGGCUACGCGCCCAGCCUAGCCCAGCCCAGCCGGAGAAGAGGGCGCGCCGCGCCCCCGCCCCCCGCCGCUCUCCGGAGGCCGUGGGUGCGGAUGCGCCGCUGAAGACUCCUGCGAGAACACCGCGCGCCCGAGCCCGCAGCAUGGCAGCCGCCGCCUAUGUGGACCACUUUGCCGCCGAGUGCCUCGUGUCUAUGUCCAGCCGCGCAGUCGUGCACGAGCCGCGGGAAGGACCUGAACCCCGGCCCGAGGGCGCGGCCGCCGCCGCCCCCACACUGCCCCGCGUUGACGAGCGCCGCGACGGCAAGGACAGCGCCUCGCUUUUCGUGGUGGCUCGGAUCCUAGCGGACCUCAACCAGCAGGCGCCGGCUCCCGCCCCCGCGGAACGCAGAGAAGGGGCUGCUGCGCGCAAGGCGAGGACCCCUUGCCGCCUACCGCCCGCGCCCCCUGCGCCGCCGCCCGGCCCAGAGCCCGCCUCCCCGGGACAAGCAGGCGCGCCGGCCGCGCCCCCCAGCCCCGCGUGGAGCGAGCCCGAGGCGGCAUUGGAGCCAGAGCCCGGCCCCGCGGGGAGCGGCGAGCCUGGCCUCAGACAAAGGGGUCGGCGGGGCCGGAGCCGCGCGGACCUCGAGUCCCCGCAGAGGAAGCACAAGUGCCACUAUGCGGGCUGCGAGAAAGUUUACGGGAAAUCUUCGCACCUCAAGGCGCACCUGAGAACUCACACAGGUGAGAGGCCUUUCGCCUGCAGCUGGCAGGAGUGCAACAAGAAGUUCGCACGCUCGGACGAGCUGGCACGGCACUAUCGCACGCACACGGGCGAGAAGAAGUUCAGCUGCCCCAUCUGCGAGAAGCGCUUCAUGCGGAGCGACCACCUGACGAAGCACGCACGCCGCCACGCCAACUUCCACCCAGGGAUGCUGCAGCGGCGCGGCGGGGGCUCGAGGACCGGCUCGCUCAGCGACUACAGCCGCUCGGAUGCCAGCAGCCCUACCAUCAGCCCGGCCAGCUCACCCUGAGCACCCGCGCCUGGACCGCGCGCCUCCUCACCCCUUCGAUAAUAGGAAAGCUGAGCGAACUUGAGAAGUCCACAGCAAAACAGUUUUCUUCACCUCAGGUGUCAAUUUUUAACAAAAAGAAAAAAAAAUUUUUUCUCAAAAAAACAAAAACAAAAACACCACCUACAAAUUGCACAAUACAGCUAUCCACGAAGUUGAGAUUCAGCGGUGUUGAAACCCCACCUCUCCCCCCCCCUUUCUCAGGGAUGAACGCGGUCCACGGAGGUCAGAGAGGGCAAGCCUUUCUGCCGCCUUACUUUGUACAUAGAUUUGCACUCUGGAGUUUUCUGUGAGGUUUAGGAUUACAUUUGGGGCAGAACAGGACAGAUGGAAACAGAGAUGUGGUUACCGAUACUAUGUUUUUGCAGUAGACCCCCCAAAGGCCUGUGACCCUCUCCUGCCUACCACUCAGUUGUGGUCCUCUGCCCCUUGGCCUGGCUUAGUGCACCUCACAGGGAUGUGGUAAGCCAUGACAGACCAUGGGAGCACUCACCUAUGGAACUGUGGAGUGUACAUCUGCCUUCUAAGGCUGGUCCUGCCUGCCUGCCUGCCUGCCUGCCUGCCUGCCUACCUGCUUCCAGAAAUCCUUGGGAAAAUGGAGGCCAAUGCAAACCCUGCCUGGAUUGGCACAUUGUUGUUGCCAACAACCCGUGGAGGCGGCUGGGCCCUGCCUGCCCUACAAGAAGGCACCUGGGACCCUUCACUAUCACACCAUGUUCUCAGACUGGGAAAUUGUGCCCUGGGCACGUUGUACUGAAACUGCUCCCCCCCCCCCCCAAUUGGUGUUGUUUUAUUCAGCUCCCUAAGCUCUUGUGCCCUGGGCCACUGGACAGGACCAUCGUGACCCCUCUGCAUCUUCAGUCUGUGAGUGUGGCAGCACUCACACACCCCACAGGACUGAUGGUGGCAAAGGCAUCAUCCGUCAACUCCUCAGAGCAACACAGCAGCUAUUAUAGGAGAUGCUGUUGGAGAAACAUGGAUUCUGCUUCUCUGGGGGGACGCCAUAUGAAAAUUGUGGGAAUCACUUUCUCAGAACCUUGGGUACAGACUUAGCAAACCCACAGCUCCACACUGUUGCAUUACCCACUUUUCUGUCCUGCUUCUGCCUACCCUGCCUGGGAGCACCCAAACCACACCCAGUCUGCAGCGUGGUUUAGGGCAGGGGUGGGUGGCCUGCUGGUAGGACAGCAGGAGUAGAAACCAGGCCUGUUCUAUCUCUCCUGGAGCCCAGACCUGGGCUACAUUGGCUUCAGGUGCUGGGCCUCGUCAGCAAGACCAUGUUCUGGUUGCUCCUUUGCAGACAAUUGGGAGUGUCAUCUACUCUCACCCUGCAGAGGCCCAGGCAUUUCUUCCCCUUCUCCCAAGCGCUGGGGCCUAGGAACACAAGGCCCCAGGACUGGAUAUGUGUGUGUGUGUGUGUGUGUGUGUGUGUGUGUGUGUGUGUGUGUGUGUGUGUGUGUGGUGGGUGGGUUUGGGAUGGAUAUGGAUUAUCUUACAGAGACCUCUCUUCAUUUUGAUGUGGAGGAUCGGCCCUUGUGACUCAGAGGGUCGUAGAUGGGCUUCCUGGGCCCAGUGUGCCUUGGUUGUGGCCAUUCUGCCUCCACCCCAACCCUCACACAGAGUGUGGGGGUGCAGCACAGGGAAAACCCAGAGACCAUGCCCAGCCAAGUCUGCAGUUUCUGGCUGUUAUCAUGUGGCUCCCACAUGAAUCCUGGUCACCCCUUUCUAACUACCUGUGUCAGCUACGAGAGGCUAAUGGCAUAUGGUGGCUUCUGGUGGCACAGUAGGUGCUGAGUUAGGCUGUGGCAUUGUUGCUGCCAAAAGCAGGCACGGUGGGUGGGUUGGGAGGGUCUCUGCCCUGGUCCAGUGCAAAGCUGGUAACAGCUCUGCUUGCAUUUCAUCUGGGGAAGAGAAUGGGAUAUGUGGUUGGGAUCUUGACUGAAGGGAACCCUGGGUGCUUGGGGUGUGGCGAUCUUCAUGCUGAGUUCCAAAGUGUAGUCCCUCCCAAAGUCAUUUGUGUGAGGCAGAGAAAGCCACACUCUGAACACAUUUCAUGUCUCAGGAAUUCACAUUCCAGAUUCAGGAAUUUUAUUCCAAAGUCCUUUGGUGCACCUACAUCCACAGUUCCGAAGACAGAAGCGGCGGCAGUGUGCCCCAAAGGCUAGCCAAGGUCUCUCCUUGGGAGGAGCCUCGAGUCUCCUUGUGACCUACCUACCCAGAGUCACAGCAGGAGGCUGUCUAACUCCACCACUGUCUGCCAGAAGGAAGGAUAAAAGGACUGUAAGCCCCAUCAUCUUGGAAUAAAAGAAAGAGCUGGUUUGUUUUAGAGCGGGUUGGGGGGAGGGGGAGGGAAAGCGGGCGUAGGCUGUUUCCAAAGAGAGCACUUAAUUUAAUUUUUCCUCUGAAUGACCCAGGGCUGUUCCAUCUGAUAGAUGGAAGGGUAACGUUGCCUUAAAACAGAAAUAUGCAGGCGUUGGCUAUUUUUGGCAAAUGAACGUGUCUUCAUUCCCAAAGUGGUUCUCCUUUAAUGGCAGGGUGUGGUCCUUCGGUGGGGCCAGGGCACCCUUCAUAGACCCCCCCCUAUGUCAUCUGGGGCUUCAGUUCAUCUCAUCAGGGGGUGGGAGGAAGGAAAGAACAUGACUAGCUUCAGUUCCAGUGGCUUCUCAUUAGGUUCCCAUCUUGUCAUAAACAAGGGAUGCCUUCUAAGAUGCAGUGUCUUCCCAGACCGGGUCUGUAGCAAGAUCUUUUGAGUUUUUGCGGUUUAUGGCCAUAUUUUCUGGUUUCAACUUGACUGAGGAACCCAUAGGUUGCCCAGGAAUAAUACUGGAAAAGUCAAAUCUUUAUUUCCGGGAUGGGAAGCAGAGAUCCUACAAUGAAAGUGCCUGAGUGAAGGGAGAGUUCCCUACAGCAGCGUCUAAGAGGAACUCUGGACUUCAGCCAUCAAGGGGCUGGAGUUUAGCUCAUGUCCCAAAUGAGAAAGUCCCUCUUUGCAUCAGCCAUAUUAUGGGGCCACUGUCUGUUCCCCAGAUGCCUACUGAAUCCUACAGCCAUACAGAAAAUAGCCCUUUCCAAAGAGGGCCUUCGGUUCUCUCUUGAUGGGUGCUACGUAGGGGUGGACAGUGAUGCACUUGAUCGGGAGUGUGGUCCUGGAGGUGCCCUGCCUGUUUCCUGCCACACCCCGUACUCACAGGACCUGAGAUGCAGAGGUUCCCCACCUCCAGGCCACACCAUCACAACCUUGUUCCGAGGCCAGCAUUGGGGCAGGUGCACGAUUCACCAGAGUGCAGUCUCCAGGUGCAAAAUCCUGCACCCUGGCGACCCCAGUGAGGGGAUGGUUUAGAUGUGGGGAAGGAUGAGGGAAGGUGAUAUUCUGUGGUCCCAAGAGAAAUGUGGCAGAACAGAGGGGUUACCUUUUAAGACUAAUAAUGCCUCUCGGCGGCCCCACUCCGUCCAGAAGGUUGCCCUUGUCUUGCCAGAAGCAGGUGCUCCAAUGGACUGCACAGGGUCACAGCAUUCAUUUCCUAGAGGCUUUGGCUGGGAUCUCCACCAAGCAGGGGCCCCGUCCACUUGAGACUGACCUGAGCAAUAGCUUGGCCUCGUCUCUCAGCUCCUGAUUGUGGCUUUGGUUACAAGGCUACCAAUUUUGACUUACCGAUUGUCCUUCCCCCUCCUCUACCCCUACUUCACAAAAGGUCAUUUGGUCGGAGACAGUGCUGGAAGGUGUAUGUGUAGCCAUGUUGUGAUCAGUAAGAAAUUCUUUGUAGGUCACCCACAUUUUUUUUUAUUUUGCUGUCCAAAGUUUCCAUCUGUCUGUCCUGGUGGCUGUAUCUUUCAAAGCUAAAAUCCAGAUGUUUGACUCAACUGUUUUGAAAUCAGAAUGGCACCAGGAAGAGAGCCAGGUCCUGUGACUAAUUUUCCUGAUUCCGAGUCUUCGAAGGUUUGUCCUGGACACAUUCCAGAGAAUUUUGUACCCGAACAUGGAUGCACAGUCCAGCUUACUACUGAUACAGACCUGAGCACUGCUGAGGGAGAGGCCCUUCCUUCCUCUUGGUGGCCUAGAGGCCCCAGUCCACAGGGAAGGGAGGCUUGAUUGGUUUCUUUGACCCCUACAGAGUUAGUG
Mastomys coucha (southern multimammate mouse) is the source of this 5523-nucleotide messenger RNA. RefSeq names its product Kruppel like factor 13 (gene Klf13). The coding region runs from base 495 to 1364 and encodes 289 amino acids. NCBI's taxonomy places the organism in Eukaryota, Metazoa, Chordata, Mammalia, Rodentia, Muridae. Gene Ontology annotation, molecular function: DNA-binding transcription factor activity, RNA polymerase II-specific; RNA polymerase II cis-regulatory region sequence-specific DNA binding. The transcript has 2 exons. The record is from RefSeq and is a predicted model, not a curated record. Gene Ontology annotation, biological process: regulation of transcription by RNA polymerase II.